Molecule: messenger RNA, 2481 nt
Organism: Monosiga brevicollis MX1
Lineage: Eukaryota; Choanoflagellata; Craspedida; Salpingoecidae
Exons: 21
Coding region: 1-2481 (826 amino acids)
Source: RefSeq, a predicted model, not a curated record
AUGUCGGUGCGGGCCGGCGUUGCCGUGCUGCUUGGCCUGGGGUGUUUGUUGUGGGUCAUGACAACCGGCGUGGUCUUGGCUGAGGCUUGCGUUGAGGGGGACGAGUGUCCCGCUGCAAUCGAGGUGGAGGAUGGCCAACUUUGCCUUGCUGCUGGUGCUGCGGACGAGAUCAACCUCCAACGAUCCAACGCGUCGGCCACGCAAGCUGAUAUCGUCACGCUUCAAGCCCUGACAGCUUCGCACGAUGUCAAUCUUGCUCGUUUGGUCGAGACAAUCGAGGCCGUCAACACCACUCUGGGACAGAGCGCCACUGCACAAGCCCUGGUUGAUCUUGAGCUUGCACUCAUCUCCGAUACAGCGGCAAUCAACUCUUCCCUACAGACCUUGUCAACUCACGUCCUCGCCUCCGAAGGCGCCCACACACAGGCGCUUGCGAAUCUCACAUCGCAACUUCAGGGCCUGUCCAGUCAGCAGCAAGCCACCACUGCCAACUUCACAGAGCAACUACAAACCUUGGCCGCGGAAAACACCGUCCUUCGCAACAACCUUAGCGCCUCAGUGGCCAGCUUUGAAGCUGCCGAAGCCAGUUUCGAAGCCCUCAUCUCCGAGCUGGCUGGCAACGUCUCCCGCCUUUCCUCAGGCCUGGCUGACCUUCAACUUGGAUCUCGCAACGCGCCUGGGGCAAGCUGCGAGCAUCUUCGCAAGAACAUGGAAGCCACCGAGCUGAGUGACCUCAAUGGCGUCUUUUAUCUUGAAGAUGCCUCGGGCGCGUCCUAUCGAGCUUUUUGCUACACCUUUGGCGGCCAAGCCUAUGAACUUGCCCUAAACCUCGAUACCUCGGAUGGCCAUGUCAUGUGGUGGGGCAAUGAGCUCUGGCAAAACGAACAGGAGUAUGGCACAAUCAGUACCGCCUACACCUUGGCGUCUGCGGGCGACAAAAAGACGACAUCCUGGUUCAAGGCAACGGGCAUCACUCAUCUCGUACUUGCCGUGCACGUGGGCGGCACUGUUGUGGGUUGGCGGCAGUUUGAAACCUCCUCCGGGGCCGCACUAAGCGAUUACUUUGGUGGUCAGUGUGCUCCACUGGAUGAUGGGCCUGAGUGGGCCAAUUGCAAUCUUCAUCUUGGUCGUGCGACGGGCCUAGCCAGCGUUGGAAAUCUUGAACCCAACGAGAAACUCGUCAAGUUGUCACGCGAGCUGUACGCCAAUCACGUCGUAGAUACCAGUAUCAAAGACCUGGACCGGAUCAGCUCUGACAGUGCCUCGGCCGGAUUCACUGAUAACAUGGGCGGUGGCCUAGGCAACUGGCACGAUAUGCCAUAUGGCAUGCCAACCAACGGCGCUACCUCAGUGGUCGGCAUCAACUUUCUGCCAAACAGCGCCUUUCGGACUGUGUCCGAAGCUCAAGCUGGCUGGUGUGACUACGAUGGCGAUAACAGCGGCAUGUACGGAACUGACAGUUUUGCCCCAGCCACGUGUGCCCAAAGUGACAGUGAUCCCACCAAGGCCGCCUGGUCAUAUUCCAAUGGCAUCGAGUAUGAUUAUUCGGUGUUUGUAGCUGCGCUCGAGGAGCGGCCUUCAUUUUGGGGCCAAGCGUCUUCUCAGCCCAUUGAGGCCGACUGCUCAGCGCUUUACGCAAAGCACGGUUCCGCCAUGGUCACGGGUGUGUACAAGAUCGAUCCGGACGGCCAAGGGAGCUUUGACGCUUUCUGCUGGGUCGAAGGUGGCACGGCUUGGACCUUGCUUCUGAACCUGGACACGUCCGAUGGCCAUGUCAUGUGGUGGGGCAACCCGCUGUGGGAGAAUACAAACACCUACAACGACGUGCGCGAUCAUUACUUCCUGCGGCACGACGCCAAGACAACGGCUGCCAUGCGUGUCAAAAGUACGACGCACAUGAUGAUGAUGGUUCAUGAAAAUGGCAUCAUGAUCGGCUGGCAGGUUUGGACGCGUGGAAACCAGCAGCUGUCAUUCCACGAGCACUUUGCCAACGGCUGCUCCGCGACCAAUCACGCCGAGUGCAACAAAGUUCUUGGUGCAGAGCGCGUGGCAGCAGUCGGGAACGUAUCGCAGAUCAAUUCAAUCGAGACACUGGUGCGCACCAGCAGCGUGAUUCAUGCGAAUCAAGUGAUUGGCAAUCAAGACUUUGAUCGCAUUGCUUCUUCGGAGUCGACGUGUGGCGCGACGGACAACUGCGGAGGUGGUCUAGGUAACUGGCAUGAUGCCCCACGCGGGCGCCCCACCGACGGCUCAACCACGAUCGACGGUUUCGUCCUCGAUCAUAAUGAUGCGUUUCGCACAACCAGCGAGGCCCAGGCUGGCUGGUGUGUUGCCUAUGGAACGGGAAACACGGGCAUGUUUGGCACCGACAGCUACGCCGCCCCCUCGUGUGCACUCGAUAAUUCCGACCCGACCAAGGCUGCUUGGUCGGGGCCCAGCGGCCUCAACUACGACUACGCCAUCUUCUUCGGCAGCCUGUAA